Molecule: messenger RNA, 2385 nt
Organism: Effrenium voratum
Lineage: Eukaryota; Dinophyceae; Suessiales; Symbiodiniaceae
Source: the annotation of a GenBank genome assembly
AUGCAGCUGCGUCUGCUCCGGAGCCGGAGGCCGUGCGCCUGGGAAAGUUGCAGAGGCAGCUUGAGUUCUACUUCUCGCAGCGGAACCUCGCGAAAGACGUGGCGCUGCGCCGCCUGGCUUCUUCAGUGCCCCAAGCUCCAGGCCGCAGGCACCAGCUUGUCGGAGCUCGCGCGGGCUGUGGCAAGCUCAGAGCUGCUUGAGGCGGAUGAGGCUUUGCGCGUGCGCCGCAAGGUGGAGCAGGGCCGUUGGCCCGAGCUGCAGCUCUCCAGCCGAAGAGGUGGCACUGUGCUGGUGCUCCGCAGGAUAGGCAAAACCUGUGCUUCGACCAGUUCGGAGAGUGCCACUUCCGAGGCGGAGGCUCCACCAGCGGCCGUGUCUGCAGAGAGGGCGAUGCUGUCAGAAAACGUUGAGGCUGCAGGAGACGCUGCGCCAGAGGCUACCACGGCUGCAGGAGACACUGCGCCAGAGGCUACCACGGCUGCAGGAGAAACUUCGCCAGAGGUUACCAUGGCUGCAGGAGAGGCUUCGCCAGAGAAGGCUACCACGGCUGCGGGAGAGGCUUCUCCAGAGAAGGCUGCUGCGGCUGCAGGAGACGCUGCGCCAGAGGCUACCACGGCUGCAGGAGAAACUUCGCCAGAGGUUACCAUGGCUGCAGGAGAGGCUUCGCCAGAGAAGGCUACCACGGCUGCGGGAGAGGCUUCUCCAGAGAAGGCUGCUGCGGCUGCAGGAGAGGCUGCGCCAGAGGCUACCACGGCUGCAGGAGACGCUGCGCCGGAGGCUACCACGGCUGCAGGGGAGGCUUCGCCAGUGAAGGCUACCACGCUUGCAGGAGAGCCAGAGGAGAAGGCUAGCAUGGCAGAAGAGGCCGCACAGAGUCAGGGCUCAAUGGAUGCGCCUGAGGCGGCAGCGUCGAAGCUGGGAGCUUCGCAGAUGGCCGCGCCGGAGACGUCUGAACGCCAUGUGGCCCAAGGUCCUGACAAGGACGGCGAAGGCGAACCCGCACACCGUUUGGCGCCCAAAGAUGCUGCGGCAGGCUUCGCGCGGCCGGCUUUGCGGCAGUGGGGUGUGCCGCGCUGGGCGGUGCUGGGCUCGGCAGAGGCCAACUUCGGUGAGGUGGUGGUCGCGCUUCGCCCCUUCCCCGGGGACGAGGCCCUGCAGUGUGGCGAGGUGCAGCUGUCACCCGGCGCGGCGGUGCGGCCGCUCUUUGGGCGGCAGCGCGCCAAGGCGCUGCAGCUGCUCUCCAAGCGCGCCCGCGCAGAGAUGGAGGUGCUGCUGACACUUACGCUGUGCGCUGCUAGAAGUCCAGGCCUGAACAGGCGGCUGCAAGAAGAUGGCAAUGCCAGAGCCCUGGUUCUGCUCAACGUGGUGGUCACCUUUGUGCCGCUGCCGCCCAAGAUCCAGUACCCCCUGGAUCCCGGGGCCAUGAUUGGAGGCGAAUCCGGCUUGAGCUCACGAGGCGCUUUCGUGGGUGCGCUUGGGGUGCCCUUCCUUUUCGGGACCGGAGUGGGGGCCCGGGAUUGGACGGCGGAUCUGUGGGAGGCAGGGCAGACACUGGCCAUGUGCCGGACAGUGGCCUGCUUCGAUUUCUUUUCCAUAGAGCUGGGACCGAUGGGCGCUAACCUUUGCUCUGCCUCCCUGGCGCAAGGGGCCUUCGCCCAGUGCACCAACUGCAGCACCGUGGAUGCCGCAGAUUGGAUCUUUUGCUUGGACACCAAGCAGGUGUCCCAGACAUCGAAGAAGAGGAGGAGAGCUAAGGACAAGUUCGCCAAGGAGUCCCUGGAAGUGGAUCUCAAGAGGCUAGAGGAUCUGACGCUGGAGCUGUUUAAGGCUCAUGACCUGAAUGACGACGGCCUCUUGCAGGAAGCUGAGCUCGUGUCGCUGAACGAGCGGAUCGCCAUGCUUCAUCAUGGAAAGGCAGCCAUAGAGCUGCAAGAGGUACGAGAUACGUAUCACCGCCUCUUCCGGACGAAGCUGAACCCACACGGCGACGCCGUGCCAUACGAAGUCUUCCGCAGAUACGCCCGGGGCGUGCUGGAUGAGCUAGAUCAAGACCCCGAGGCGCAGGAGAUGAUCCUCGAGCAGUUCGUAGCGGAGGCCCGGGCAGGGCGUGAAUCCAUGGACAUUUCCGUCCAUGGAGAUGUCGCUUUCGUGGAUGACAUCCAGGAGGAUGCCAACUUCGACAUGGGGCCAAUGGUGUGCAUGGACAGAGCAGCAGGCGAAGACUUUGAGACGGUGUGGCACACCAAGGAGUACAGCGAGCACAGUGCGGCGGUCGUAGAUGCGGCUGGGCUUCGGUCGCAGUCCUGGGAUGCGAAGGGAUGCGAUUUUCAGGAGGUGUUUCCACUACCAAGACCCGAGCGUCAUUCCUUGCCAGAUGGCAUUUGA